This is a messenger RNA of Vanrija pseudolonga, 900 nucleotides long. RefSeq lists its product with no specific name. Gene Ontology annotation, biological process: lipid metabolic process. Gene Ontology annotation, molecular function: oxidoreductase activity, acting on the CH-CH group of donors. Bases 1 to 873 code for a protein of 290 amino acids. The record is from RefSeq and is a predicted model, not a curated record. Lineage: Eukaryota; Fungi; Basidiomycota; Tremellomycetes; Trichosporonales; Trichosporonaceae. The transcript is spliced from 4 exons.
AUGGCGACGGCGGCACUACUGCAGCAGCCCGCCCCGGCCCCCUCGGCGCUCUACUACGCCCUCCUGGCGGCGUUCCACGUCUUUCCAAUCCACGCGCCGCUCACGCUGUGGGUGUUUGACGCGCCGUUUGGCAAGUUUGCAAAGAAUGUCUGGGGGAAUGUCGAUGGGAAUAGGGCUUGGGUGGUGAUGGAGGCGGUUGCGCCGGCCACCUUCCUCGCAACACUCGCAGCCCUCGGCCCGCCGUCAACCUUCCACGCAAGCGUACUGGCAGGCCUAUACCUCCUGCACUACCUGCACCGCGCGUUCGUCUCGCCACUCCUCCUCGCUCCCCCGAGGGCACCGCUACACCUCAUCGUCGUCGCCGCCGGCAUCGUGUUCAACCUCCUCAACGCGAGCUUGUUGGCCCGGACGCUGGUGUACUUCCCCCCUGGGGGCGGGUGGACUUUCCGCGUCGGUGUGGUGCUGUGGCUUGUCGGGUUCGCGGGGAACGUCUACCACGACGAAAUCCUGCACGACCUCCGCCGCGCCCCCGGCCACCGCCUCGUCUCGCCCCAGAUCGACGCGCCGACGCGGAAGAGUGCGGCCGGGGGCGGGCGGUACAAGGUUCCCCUUGGGGGGCUGUUCGCGCUCGUGUCGUUUCCAAACUACUUUUGCGAGUGGAUCGAAUGGACAGGCUACGCCAUCGCCCUCUCCCCACACGUCCUCACCCGCACCCCCCUCUUCCCCGGCGUCAUGCUCGCCGCGCCGUGGGCAUUCGUCCUCGCCGAAGUCACAGCCAUGCUGCCGCGCGCGGUGCGCGGGCACGCGUGGUACCGGCGCACAUUUGCAGACUAUCCCCCCGAACGGCGGGUGGUCGUGCCGUGGGUCCUGUAGUGCCGGUGUGCCGACUCGCAUCUAGAA